Messenger RNA from Ochotona princeps (American pika), 2012 nucleotides. RefSeq names its product triggering receptor expressed on myeloid cells like 2 (gene TREML2). Gene Ontology annotation, cellular component: cell surface. The record is from RefSeq and is a predicted model, not a curated record. Bases 248 to 1237 code for a protein of 329 amino acids. Gene Ontology annotation, molecular function: signaling receptor activity. Lineage: Eukaryota; Metazoa; Chordata; Mammalia; Lagomorpha; Ochotonidae. The transcript is spliced from 5 exons. Gene Ontology annotation, biological process: T cell activation.
AAGAGGGCGGAAACUGCCACCCCUGCGGUCCUCCUGAUAGGCUCAGCUGGCCCCUGCGGUCUGCCCAUGGCAGUGGGUCCUGCACUGCCUCACUUCCCUAAAUGAACAAUUUCACUUUUAAGAGCCCAGCUCCUGGUCUGCCUGGCUCAGUGACAUGUCCUGCGUUGGCCUGUGCUCCGGCCUUAGAUCCCCGGAGGGCUCUGGCCCCUCCUGGCUGGGUCUGUGAUCACUCCGACUGGAUGGGGCCAUGGCCCCCGUGGUGCUGCUGCUGCUGCUGCUGUUGCUGUGGCCACAGGGUUGCGUCUCAGGUCCGCCGGCCGACGUGUACACCAAAGUGCAGCACCGGGAGGGGGAGACGCUGUCCGUGCAGUGCUCCUACAAGGGACGCAAAAACCGCGUGGAUGGCAAGGUCUGGUGCAAAAUCAGGAGGAAGAAAUGCGAGCCUGGGUUCACCCGGCUCUGGGUGAAGGGGCCCCGCUACUUGCUACAAGAUGACACCCGGGCCAGGGUGGUCAACAUCACCAUGCAUGCCCUCAAGCAACAGGACUCGGGAAGAUACUGGUGCAUGCGUAACAGCUCUGGGAUGCUGUACCCCAUGAUGGGAAUCCAGCUGGAGGUGUCCCCAGCCUCUGCCACGGAGAGGAGCAUCCCGCUGACACACCUGGACCAUGUCCUCCAGAGCAGCGAUGAUGUCCCGAUAACUCAAGCCCCCACAUCAGACCCCAGGGCCUUCCUCACCUCCGGCGUGACAGUGUUCACUUUGGGACGGCUCACCAUGACCGGACUCCCACCCUCCUCUGCGGCCCAGACCACGAGGUCCAGUUCGGAGACAGGCCAUGGCUCCACCGAUGGCAGCAUCACCACCAUGGGGCCUUGGAGGGCCACGGGGUCACAGACAGUGAUGACCACAGCUCCCAGCAGUACUAGGGAGCAGUACUCCCCUGCCAGCCCAGCCCCGCUGCCCACCAAGCCCAGGCGCCUCAGCACCAGUUUGCCCACCACAGUAAAGUGUCAAAACAGACUGCCUUCCCUCAGGCAACAGGAUCUUCAUGUCACAGUGCUCGUGGUAGCCCUGACCUUCCUCCCAGCACCCAUGAUGUUGAUGGUGGUCUACGGGUUUUGGAAGAAGAGACACAUGGGAAGCUACAGCAUGUGUCGCAACCCUGCCAGGCCCUGGAGGGCCCCAUCCAGAAGACCAGAGCUCCUGCAGAAGCUAGCUUGGCUUGAGACCACAUAACUGCAGUGGGAGCUCCUCUGGGAGGGGUCCCAAGAGGCCGGGGGUGAGGGGAAAUGUGAAGAAUGGCUGAGGUUGGAAGAACUCUGCAGGUGCUCUUGGACACCUUGUUUGCUCCCUAUCCCCCGCCCUUCCAAGCCUUCUCCAGGGCUGCCGGGAGGGCCCAGCAACAGGCAACCCUCAGGGGGUCCUGCAGGACGUAUCCCAGGGGUGCUGUGUGCUGCUCUAGCUGCUGGGCUCUGGGCUGAGGGCAGUGGAGCCCCCAAGAAUGCUGCUGACUGACAGAGAAUGGCUCUCCUGAUGUUCCAUCCAAGGCGAGAACGGGGCACAGCCAGAGCUGCCCUCUGCCCACCUGGAACCGUGAAGCCCUCAGCUUCCCCGCAUGGCAUGCCUUCAGAGGAAGGAAGAGGGACUCAUGAGCCCCAGUGGCAGGAGUGUCCCCAGACCCUGUUGUGGAAGAGGAGAGGGACAGUGACUUGGAGCUGGGUCCAUAGCGGGUAGGCACCUGUCAGUCUGGGUGUCCUGGAUGCCUUCUGCCCUGACUAAGGCUGCUGAUCCCCCAUGCCCAGGGAGCCUUCAGGGCACACCUUUCCACAGCUGCCGCCUGCUAUGUGUGUCCCUCCCCUGUGAUGUGCCCCUUCUCAGACUGGGGGAUCUCUCUCCCAAGCCAUGCACCUGAGGUCACACAUCCAAGUUCCUGGAGGGAACUUCUAGCUGAGUCCACACUCCAGGGUUUCUGGAGACCCUGGCCCUGGAAUGAGAGGGAUCACCCCACAGA